UCGACUUGUUUGUUGUGAGUUUUGGAGUGGUUAAAUGUCACAAUUUUAGAAUUUGAUUCUGGAAUGUAAAAUCUUGGAAGUUAAUAUCAGUUUUUGAAUUUGCAUAAAUGUACUGUUUUGUAUUCACCGAGUAGGAAUUGUUUACAUUUUGUAUUUCACUUUGAUACUCUUUGAUUAGAGAUAGAAUUCAGGUAUCGUUGCGCACUCCAAUGGCGCGAAAAAGAGGCAGAUUGAGUGAGGAAGAUUGUGGAGAACAGCAGAAUAUUGAAGUUGAUGCAGAUGAUAUAUUUCCAGCUGGAGAUCUUCACGAACCUAAUGAAGUUUUAGAUUUUCAUGUUGAGGAAACAGGAUUUAGAGGAAUUAGAAAUAAACGUAGACGUGUAGCUGGAAGAGGUCGUGGUGGGCCUCGCGGUAGAGGAGGUAGAGGUGGUCGACGGGCUGUACAAGACUCUCCUACGGACGAUCCGAAUAGUUUAUUUGAAGUUGUAAAGCAAGGCAGAAGUGCAUUGCAAUGUGUAGUUGACGACUGGAUAGAAGCUUACAAACAAGAUCGUGAUAUCGCGUUAUUGGAUCUUAUGCAAUUUUUUAUACAAUGCGCUGGGUGCAAAGGACGUAUUACACCCCAAAUGCAAGCUACUAUGGAACAUGCUCAGAUUAUUCGUAAAAUGACUGAAGAAUUUGAAGAAGAAAGUGGAGAUUAUCCACUUAUUAUGAGUGGGCCUCAGUGGAAAAAAUUCCGAACGAAUUUUUGCGAAUUUGUUCAAGUUAUGGUUCGUCAAUGUCAGUAUAGUAUCAUAUAUGAUCAAUAUCUGAUGGAUAAUGUUAUAUCUUUACUGACUGGUCUUUCAGACUCUCAGGUUCGAGCCUUUCGGCAUACAGCAACAUUAGCUGCAAUGAAAUUGAUGACUGCUCUUGUUGAUGUAGCAUUAAAUCUGAGCAUAAAUCUGGAUAACACUCAACGGCAGUAUGAAGCUGAGAGACAGAAAAAUCGUGAUAAGAGAGCCACUGAAAGACUUGAAAUGCUUUUGAGUAAACGGCAAGAAUUAGAAGAGAACAUGGAAGAGAUAAAGAAUAUGUUGACAUAUAUGUUUAAAAGUGUUUUUGUACAUAGGUACAGAGAUACUCUUCCAGAAAUACGUUCUAUCUGCAUGUACGAAAUCGGGCAAUGGAUGAAGAAAUUUCACCAGCAUUUUCUUGAUGACAGUUACUUGAAAUACAUAGGUUGGACUUUGCAUGACAAAGUGGGUGAUACUCGUUUGAAGUGCUUGCAAGCUUUAUUACCUCUUUAUGGAGCUGAAGAACUUACCAGUAAAAUGGAAUUAUUUACAAACAAAUUUAAAGACAGGAUAGUUGCUAUGACUCUAGAUAAGGAGUACGAUGUUGCUGUUCAUGCUGUUAAACUUGUAAUUAGUAUCCAUAAAUAUCAUCGUGAAAUUCUAACAGAUAAAGACUGUGAACAUGUGUAUGAACUUGUAUAUUCUUCGCACAGAGCAGUUGCUCAAGCAGCUGGUGAGUUUUUGAAUGAACGACUGUUUCAACCUGAUGAGGAAGCUGUUCAAGGAUUAAGAACAAAAAGGGGAAAGAAACGUUCUAUAAAUACACCUCUGAUAAGGGAUUUGGUUCAGUUUUUUAUUGAAAGUGAACUACAUGAACAUGGUGCUUAUCUUGUUGAUAGUUUAAUUGAAAGCAAUCCUAUGAUGAAAGAUUGGGAGUGCAUGACAGAUUUACUUUUAGAAGAACCAGGACCUCAAGAGGAACCAUUGGAUGACCGUCAGGAGACCUCAUUAAUUGAAAUAAUGGUAUGCUGUGUUAAACAAGCUGCAACAGGUGAACCUCCUGUAGGAAGAGGCCCUAAUAGGAAGCAGCCUUCUGUAAAAGAGCUGAAGCAAGUAUCAGAUGAUCGCAUAAAAUUGACUGAACAUUUUAUAAUGACAUUACCUUCUUUACUUGCCAAAUAUCUUGCUGAUGCUGAAAAAAUAGCUAAUUUAAUGCUCAUUCCCCAGUAUUUUGAAUUGGAAAUUUACACGACGAGUCGCCAAGAAAAGAAUUUGGAUAGUUUGCUAAAACUGAUACACGAGAUAGUUGAACGACACAAUGACACCGAUGUUUUAGAAGCCUGUGCAAAGACAUAUGAAGUUCUAUGUAAUGAAGAACUUGCUAUCCAUUCUAGAUGUGCUGUAGCUAGAGGAACUUUGGUAGAUUCCUUAGUACAUAAAUACAAGCAAGCAUCAAGUGAUUACAUGCAGGCUGGAGAAGAAGUUGAUGAAGAUGAGAUAUAUAUUGUAACUUCUGCAAUGAAGAAAGUUUCAAUAUUUUAUAGUUGUCAUAAUUUAGGCCCAUGGAGUAUAUGGGAUAGCAUUUACGAUUUUUGGGUCAAAGGAGCUGUACAAGACAAAGGGCUACCUGAAGAAGUUGUCAAAUAUGCUAUGUCUUGCUGUUCCAUGGGUAUCAUGUGGGAUCUUGCCAUGCUGGAUGAUACUAGUCCACUACCCGUUGCCGUCGCAAGUCUUCGGAACCGACUCAAAGAUUUUGUGGAUACGAUGAGAGAUUUGCUAAACCAUCCAACUGAUACACUGGAAGAAGCAGCUUUUAUCAUUAUCUGUGACCUCUUAAUUGUGUUUUGUAAGCAGUUAGCUGAAAAUUCUGGACUGACGCCAUUAGUUUAUGAACCUGAUAGAACUCUUCAAAGUCAGUUGAGUGCAUUUGUCCAAAAGAAGGUAUUUAUCGAGGAUGAUGAUGAUGAACAAGAUGAACACACUAAAAUUGAAGAACUGCACAAACGCAGGAACUUUUUAGCGUCAUUUUGCAAACUGGUUGUUUAUAAUAUAAUAAGUGUCAAACAAGCUGCUGACAUUUUCAAGCAUUAUGUAAAGUUUUACAAUGAUUACGGUGAUAUCAUCAAAGCUACACUUGGUAAAGCUCGAGAAAUCAACAAAGUAAAUUGUGCCCGAACCAUGGCAAUGUCUUUGACUUCCCUGUUCUCUGAAUUGAGAAAUUCCACAACAUCAGGUCAAAUAAAUCGGCAGGACGAAAAUUUCCUUGCAAUAAAAGAAUUAGCCAAAAGAUUUGCAUUAUCUUUUGGCUUAGAUCAGGUUAAAAAUCGGGAUGCUGUAGCUGCUCUACAUAGAGAAGGCAUUUUGUUUACAGUAACACCAAUAGAAAACCCAGCUGAUCCAUUAGGUCCUCCACCAAACUUGGCCUUUUUAGAAAUAUUAGCUGAAUUCACAAACAAAUUGAUGAAAUUGGAUAAAAAAGUUGUCUUGAACUAUCUAGACAGGCAUAUACAAGCUAGCAUGCCUGGCACUCGAUCUGAAGAUUGGCAGCCAUUAAUUUUGUACAGAAACAGUUUAGUACAUGGUGAAGCAGAACAGCCACCACCAAGGGCACCAGGUCGGCAAUAUCGAGGUAGGAAACGGCAGAGAGAAGAUGAUGAUUUAAGGAAUAUGGAGGAUGAAGGUAAUAUAGAUCAAGAUUCAGAUCGAGAAGAGAAUUGAUUUUCUGUUUAUUUCAUUGAAUAUUCAUAUUUAACAAAUACAUUCAAAUAUUUUGUAACUAUUUUCAUAACUGUAUUCAUUGCUUUUGUAUUACAAUAAACUUCAAAACUGUA
Molecule: messenger RNA, 3607 nt
Organism: Stegodyphus dumicola
Lineage: Eukaryota; Metazoa; Arthropoda; Arachnida; Araneae; Eresidae
Gene: SA1
Product: stromal antigen
Biological process (GO): sister chromatid cohesion
Cellular component (GO): cohesin complex; nucleus; chromatin
Molecular function (GO): chromatin binding
Source: RefSeq, a predicted model, not a curated record